Cyprinus carpio (common carp) is the source of this 2460-nucleotide messenger RNA. RefSeq names its product ras-related protein Rab-4B. Gene Ontology annotation, cellular component: endosome. Gene Ontology annotation, biological process: regulation of endocytosis; Rab protein signal transduction. The record is from RefSeq and is a predicted model, not a curated record. Lineage: Eukaryota; Metazoa; Chordata; Actinopteri; Cypriniformes; Cyprinidae. Gene Ontology annotation, molecular function: GTP binding; GTPase activity.
UAUCGUCUGCCCGGUUGAUUGGUUUCAUCGGUGGGACCGACAUGUCAGAGACGUACGAUUUCCUGUUUAAGUUCCUGGUGAUUGGCAGCGCUGGGACUGGGAAAUCAUGCCUCCUUCACCAGUUCAUAGAAAACAAGUUCAAACAGGACUCCAACCACACCAUCGGCGUUGAGUUUGGCUCCAGGGUUGUUAACGUUGGUGGCAAAACGGUCAAACUGCAGAUCUGGGACACAGCUGGGCAGGAGCGCUUUAGGUCGGUGACCCGCAGUUACUACCGUGGAGCAGCAGGGGCUCUUCUCGUGUAUGACAUCACAAGUCGGGAGACCUACAAUGCUCUGACUAACUGGCUGACGGACGCACGGACACUGGCCAGCCCCAACAUCGUCAUCAUCCUCUGCGGGAAUAAGAAAGAUCUGGAUGCGGACCGUGAGGUCACCUUCCUAGAAGCAUCUCGUUUUGACAACGAUAACAAGCUGAUGUUUUUGGAGACGAGUGCUUUAACCGGGGAGAACGUAGAGGAAGGCUUUCUCAAAUGUGCUCGCACCAUCCUCAAUAAGAUUGAGUCGGGUGAGUUGGAUCCAGAGCGGAUGGGUUCUGGGAUCCAGUACGGCGACACGUCCCUGCGGCAGCUCAGACAGCCCCGGGGCUCUGCUGCACAGGCCAAGCAGCAGUGUAACUGUUAGGGGUCUGGACACCCUGACCGCUAGCAGACAUCAGACCGUACACACACAACCUCCCCCCUCAGCUCCGGGUGUCUCUGGGUAUGCACACCCCUUACCCCUCUCCCAAAUGUGACCCUUCCACACCCAGACACAUCUGGAUCAUUUCUUAUGAUGAAGUCCAUCUGCAAACUUUGACCUCUGACCUCAGAAAGCUGUCCACCCAGGACUGCUUUGAGCUGGGAUGGGAGACCCCUAGCGAGGGGCACGGGCAGUAGAGGUGAAUCAAGACCCGACUGAGAGACUGUGCGUGUUUUUACCUUCUCCUGUGAUUCUUACACACACAGUUCCUUCUUAUAAAGUAACCAGCCAUCAUCUAGACUUCACUAGACUGGGAUAAACCAUUCAACGACAGCAGUAGAUGAAACAUUCCUAGGUCUUGAAUCAUUUUAUACAUUGUGACAUAUCAGUUCUUUGUUGGUGUUAAACUGAACGUCCCCUUGAUUUUGUUUUGACAUUCCUAAAAAUGACAAAUAAGCAUAUGAGUGGUCUGUGUGCAGGUUAGUUGGUCACUUAUUACCACAGACUGCAUUUUUACCUGCUAAAAUAUGACCAGAAUCCCAAAUAUUGAUCUUCUGAGAGAACGUACAGCUCUUAAAACCCCACAUACACUCAGAUAUUUAUGCUGUUGCAUUGGUUGUGUAUUUAAAGAGCUUCUAAAAGCACAAAAGAGGAGAAGGGGAAAAAGAAACAUCCAUUCGGUCGGCACUAUCUGGUGCAUAUCAGAUGUUUACCGCCAUCCCAGUCUGGCUUGGGUUAGAGGUUAUCGUCCUACUUAACCUCACCCGUCUUUCUGCACAGACCUCCUACCUGCAGAUUUAGUGAAAUUAAGGACAAUAAAUCGUGUUCUUUUUGUUAUUUAAAUUUUGCGUUUGUUUGGCAGACACUUAUAGAAAUAUCAAAUAAUAAAUUUUUUAGAGAUUGGUGGUUUAAAAAUGUAUUUCACGAAAUGCCAAAAAAAAAAAGAAAAAAACUCUAUACAAAAAUAAUAGAUUAAAUUGAAACUUUUGAAGUCUCCCAAAAACUCAAGAACAAGUUCAAAUCAUAUUUCACCUUGAAUUUAAAAUAAUGAAAUUAGAGAUAAUAUGUUUCCUAAAGAAAAUAAAGGUUACUUUAGGACAAUUAAGAUUUUGGAAAUUUUGACUUUGACAAUUAAACACAUUUCCUUCAAAAUUUUCACAAAAAUAAAUGAUGCGUAUUUUAAAAUAUUUUAUUAUAAGAUUAUAGUAAUGCAAAUAGGAUUUUAAAUGCUUAAUUUCAAAUAAAAAAAAGUCACAAUGCAUAAAAAAAUUAUGAUAUCAAAAUUUAUUUUGUGAGAUUCAACCCUGUUAUUAUUGAGUUAAAGUCACAUAAAAAGUGUACACUGUUAGAAUGGAAGUAUAUUUCCGUGCAGCAACCAGCUCAGACCCUUCAGACUGCAACACGGUUAAUCUUCCACUGUAGCUGUGGUGUUUAGUCGUGAUUUGUUCGUUGUUUGCUCUGGUUACCCAUGACGGGGAGAUCUAGAGGUGAUGAGCGCCGCAGUGCCCCGUUCCCUCAGUGACAUCAUCAUUAUGCACCACAGACAGACCUGUUUUGAUCUGUGUUUUAAAUACUGUCUAUGUGAUGUGUGGGUUUCCUUUCCUCUUUUUUUUUUUUUUUUUUUCCUUCUGCAAGUGCACUUUUUUUGACUGUUUAUAUACUGUACCUAUAGAAUUGUAAAAUUUAUAGUAAUCUAAUGAUAUUAAAUGAGAGAAUAUUG